AUGGAUCGUCUAAAUCGGAUGCUUCAUGCCGCCCAAGGUAUGGGUAUGGGCAUGGGAGGUGCUCCUGGUGGUGACACGCCCAACCUGAUCGAUAACGCCGAAACUGUCCACAUCUCGUCCCUAGCGCUGCUGAAGAUGUUAAGACAUGGUCGGGCAGGCGUGCCCAUGGAAGUUAUGGGUCUGAUGCUGGGCGAAUUCGUGGAUGAAUACACUGUUCAGGUGGUGGAUGUUUUUGCUAUGCCUCAAAGUGGUACUGGUGUCAGUGUUGAAGCCGUGGACCCUGUCUUCCAGACCAAGAUGAUGGAAAUGCUGCGACAAACUGGACGACCGGAAAGCGUCGUCGGCUGGUAUCACUCUCACCCUGGUUUCGGAUGCUGGCUCUCCUCCGUCGAUGUCAACACCCAGCAAUCGUUCGAACAGCUCACACCUCGUGCCGUCGCUGUUGUGGUUGACCCCAUCCAGUCCGUUAAGGGCAAGGUCGUUAUCGACGCCUUCCGUCUCAUUCAACCUCAGACCGUUGUCAUGGGCCAGGAGCCCCGGCAAACAACAUCCAAUUUGGGCCACUUGAACAAGCCAUCCAUCCAGGCCCUCAUUCACGGCCUGAACCGACACUACUACAGCAUUGGCAUUAACUAUCGCAAGACGGGGCUUGAGGAGAACAUGUUGAUGAACCUGCACAAGCAAGUAUGGACCGAGGCAUUGCAGAUGAACGACUUCCACGACGAAUGCCAGCACAAUGUUGAACGUAUGAAGCAAUUGGUUGGCCUUGCUGAGGGUUAUGAGAAGCGGGUUAAGGAGGAAACAGAAUUGAGCAAGGACCAACUCAAGACGCGAUACGUUGGAAAGGUUGAUCCUAAGAAGCAUAUCGAGGAUGUCAGCCAGCAACUGAUCGAAGAUAACAUCGUUGCGGUCUCGAGGCAGAUGAUUGACAAGGAAGCUUCCGUGGCACGGCCGUCGGAAGCCAAGGGAGCUCAGAAUGGCGCUGCCAUGGAGGUGGAUGACGAGCUAUAG
Aspergillus chevalieri is the source of this 1011-nucleotide messenger RNA. RefSeq names its product proteasome regulatory particle lid subunit RPN11 (gene RPN11). The record is from RefSeq and is a predicted model, not a curated record. The transcript is spliced from 4 exons. NCBI's taxonomy places the organism in Eukaryota, Fungi, Ascomycota, Eurotiomycetes, Eurotiales, Aspergillaceae. Gene Ontology annotation, biological process: protein deubiquitination; proteasome-mediated ubiquitin-dependent protein catabolic process. Gene Ontology annotation, molecular function: metallopeptidase activity; protein binding; proteasome binding. Gene Ontology annotation, cellular component: proteasome regulatory particle, lid subcomplex. The coding region runs from base 1 to 1011 and encodes 336 amino acids.